GAUCAUUGAUCGUUCAUUCACCGCUGAUGUUUUCAGUGUUAUUUUGUGAUAAAAUAAAUAAAUAUAGACGAUUACUACUAAAUAAAAGCAAUUGUUGUGGUCAACAGUAUUUAAAAAUAGUGCAAUAAAAUUGACUAGGUCAAAUCAAUGUGAUUUGCGUCAAUAUUGUUGACCAUUUCAAGGGAAAACUAUCUUUGUGCAAUCUACCUGCAUCGACAGGCAUUGAUAUUUUCGUGUAUAGUUAUUGGUGACGGGACACUAGAAAAAAUAUAUAAUCAACCGAAAAUUAAUUGUCGACGACGCAAUAAUGCGUAUGAUUUAUGUUCACUUUUAAUUUGGUGCUUGGUGAACAAAGUCAAGAGCUAUUUUUGGGUUCGGGCACUGUGGACGGCGCAAGCGCAAAAGGCGGAGGGUCCACGAUGGCACCAAGUCUAAUGGCUUGACAUAUGUACUGUAAGAUGCCGUCAUAUGCCAAGUCGGCUCAGUCGCCGCCGUCAAGCAACCCGUCGGUGUCUGAGUCGGCCGGGCACGCCGCCGCCAACGGCUCGAAGGAGGACGACCUCACCAUGACGCAUCUGCUGUGCAACCUGCUGGAGAACAUGAACCGGCCGCCGCCGCCGCCCGCCGCCGCCGCCGCCUCCGCGCCCUACGACAUCUGGGCGCUGCCCUCCGCUAGUGCAGGACCCAACCCCAACGGCGUCAUCGGCCGUGAGUACCGCGCCGGCUCCAGCAACAACAACGCUCACCACUCCAAGGAGGACAACUCCAGCGGCUCGCCCGGCACCUCCUCCUCCGUGUCCAUCACCUGCUUCCGCUGCGAGGAGCGCUCGCCCACCACGCGCUGCCUCGAGUGCAACGACCUCUUCUGCCACGAGUGCUGCCACAAGCUCACCUCCGACUGCCAGCUGCGCGAGCACACGCUGCUGCCCAUCCACCAGGUGUCGCCCAUCGGCGUGCGGCCCAACUCCGUCACCAACGACAAGGAGUUCUGCAUGUACUGCGAGAUGCACGGUGAGGCCAUCAGGUUCUACUGCGAGGCUUGCGUCAUGUUCGUCUGCCCCGAGUGCGUUCUGUGGAUUCACAAGGACCACAACUACUCUCCCAUCAAGGGCGCGUUCGACAUGUGCCGCGUGGGCGUGUUCCGCUGCAUAGAGGACACGAAAACGGGUACCAAGGCCAUAAAAACUGCGAUCGACCGCGCCGUGGCCAUGUCGAAGGCCUACGAAAAGGAGUCCGCCGAGGCUAACAUGAAAAUACGCAAAGCCAUGCGGUGUUACGCUCAGGCCAUUGAGGAUCGUGAAAAAUUUCUGCUGGACAAGGUGGAGAAGAUGCGCCAGGCGAAGAUCACGGAGCUGACCGACCACAUGAACACGCUGCGCGGCAUCCUGGCCGGGCUCGCGCACACCAACGAGACGCUGGUGCGCAGCAUGGACUCUGAGGGAAUCGAUUUGUUUAUGGCGAAAGAAAAAGGUAGAGCCCAGGUGGACUACUUUUCGCACAUGUUUAAAAACAUGUACAUCACAGAAGACAAGAUCAUGUUCGUGCCGCCCAAUUAUGACUUGGUCGAUCAGCUGAAACGCCAGUGCGACGUGCAGCCGGUGCCGGCCAUAACGCACAUCAACACCGCGUCGAUCCAGUCGCGCCAGUCGCUGAUGUCGAUGCAGUCGAACCAGGCCUCGCACUCUUAUCCGCCGAUCUCCUAUCAUCACUCGUCGAGCUCCAACAGCCUCCGAUCGCUUCCCGAUUACUCGAUGAACUCUCGAUCGACGAGUUCCUACGAUCAAAGUGGACCCCCGCUUAUGGAGGCGAACGCGGCCCGCGGCAUCGGACAGGCCAUACCCGGGUACUGGAUGUCUGUGUCAGUGAAGCCUACUAGGUCUCCGGUACCCGGCGUCCCGAUGUUUUCCUUCGGCCGAGAGGGCCAGGACGAAGGACACGUGUCUCGGCCUUGGGGUCUGUGCGUGGACAGAGAGGGCAACAUCAUAGUCGCCGACAGACGAAAUAACCGCAUUCAAAUAUUCUCCAACAGAGGAGAGUUCAAGACCAUGUUCGGUUCCAAAGGAACGGGGCCCGGCGAGUUCGAUCUUCCGGCUGGAAUAACCACUGACACCUAUGGUCGUAUCAUCGUCAUCGACAAGGACAACCACAGGGUCCAGGUGUUUACGAACGCGGGUAAUUUCAUCCUCAAGUUCGGUUCCUUCGGCAAAGACUGCGGGCAGUUCCAGUACCCGUGGGACGUGGCCGUGAACACGCUGGGCAACAUCGUGGUCACGGACACCCGCAACCACCGCAUCCAGCUGUUCACGAGCGACGGCACGUUCAUCACCAAGUUCGUGUUCGAGGGUGCAAAUCCGGCAAAGAUGUUGAAAGGGCCGACGACCCCGCGCGGCGUGUGCUUCACCACGAGCGGGAACAUUAUAGUGUCAGAUUUCGAGAACCACAGAUUGAUAAUGGUGGACCCGACUCUGUCGAAGGUGAUGUACUGCGUGGGGCGCGAGGGCUCGAGCCUGGGCGAGCUGAACCGGCCGUCGGGCAUCGUGACGGACGACGACGGGCGCAUCAUCGUGGCGGACUCCAAGAACCACCGCGUGCUGGUGUUCACGUCGGAGCUGCGCGUGAUGACGGCCGUGGACCUCAAGAGCCCGGGGCUGGACGACAAGGACCGGCCGUCCGACGUGGCGCUGACGCCCGAGGGUUGCCUCGUGGUGCUGUUCGAGACGCUGCCCGACACGGCGCGCGACCUGGCCUCGCACGGCAAGCAGUACAUCAAGGUCUACUAACUGUGAGGUGACUGUCUGAGCGGACCUAAGGUCUACCCUGUUUUAUUUUCGUUUAUUAAGUUGUGAUUUCUUUGAUAAUGUGCCAAUUUUAUUGAUCGAGCAUAGCUUGUCCGGAGAUCUCGCAUUGAGCUCGUGAGGCGACGCUCAAUCGAAAUCUCUCUAAACAUUUGACAUUUGCGUUACCAUUAUAAUUUGCUUUUGUUUCCGUAUACAUAUUACUAGUCUAUAAGGACCAAACUUUGUUUGUGUUAAUUUGCAGUGUAACUUAGAGUAGCAAACGGUACUGGUAACUUUCUGAAAACAUAUAACUAUACCGAUAUCUUAGAGUUUAAACAUAUAAUGAUACUUAAACUUAAAUAUAAUAAUAUUAAAUUACUCAUUUCCGAUCCGAUUUCACUUACGAUUUAUAGUUCAAUUUAGAAUAAUCGUAAAUAUACUAUUAUAAAUAUCACCAUGUGAUGUAAAACACUAACAUAUGUGAGAUAGAUAACUUGAAAAGUAUUUUCCAAAAUGUUACAUUUUGCGUUUUUAACUUGGUUAUAAUUGACGCAGACGUCGAUGUAUAAGUUAUUUUGCGUAUUGAUUUAGGUGCAUAAUAUUAUAUAUUUUUAUUAGAGCGUUGUCGGCGCGGAUCGCCGAUCGGCUAGUUUACGUUUAUGGGUUUGCUCGGGAACUUCAGUAUAUUUGCGUGUGCGGUUCAGCUGAGAGCUUGCGUGAGUGCUGAACAAAGAAAUCAAUGCAAUAAAUCUUUAAGACUGACUUUAGAAGACUGUCUUAAAGCGGUUGCUUGCGCCGGCCUCGUGCCCAGGCGCCGGUAUACGUCGCGCCUUUUUUUUACCAAAAUAUUUAGGUAUUAUGUUAAUUUCAACAAUUAUGAAAUUCAGACUUUUUUAUAUUCUUUAGACAAUACGUGAUAUUUUUUGAUUUCAUUACAAAAAGUUUUUCUUAUUAUUUCGCAAAGAAUAUAUUAUUAAGAAAAUUAUUUUGACUGACUAAAUUAUUUUUUUUUUAGUUUUAGCCAAAUUGAAACGUUUAGAUUUUUAUAAUCGAAAUAAUAAUAUUUUGCUACGUUUCUGGUCACGAAGGGAGAGUUAAUAUUUUUCAUUGCCAACGCAUGCAUAACUUCUUCAGUAGAGCGUACUAUCGGGUGUUACUAGGUAUAAUGUAGUCGAUGAUAUAGAUGCGGACUUACGAUUCAAUAGAUAAUUUUAGGAAUAUUCUCCUACUGGUAACUUAAAUUAGCUAAUGUAAUCGUGUGUGUUUGUGGGUAUAAAAUAAUUAGUUCAAAUAUUGUAGUGAAAUUCUUUUCUGAAAUGUAAAUUGUAAAGCUUAAUCUAUUUUAUCCAUAUAUUACUUGGAUAGUUGAUAACGCAUGUAUAAUCGCGUAUAAAUCGCAUGUAUAAUUAAUUAAUUAAGCGAUACCCUUGUGUUCAGUAAUAAUUAUUAUAAAUUAAUAUUAAUAUAAUUAAUCUAUGUACUUUUUUGUGUUCACAUAUAAAUAUGAUGUACUAUUACUGAGUAAAAUUAAUUUAGUAUGUUUCGAGUUGUCUGAAUCGUUGUGGCAUCGUAGCUAGGUCGUUAGGUAGUAGCGUGUUUGCACUUCGCACUUAAUAUGUGGCUUCUAAUAUUAAGCGGUAUGUGAGAGCCAACCGAGGGCCGUGCCAAUACAAGAUGGCGGCCCGCCUGCGUGGCGUAUAUCCAAAAUGAAUGUCGUUAUGUUAUCUUGAAAAUCUUAAGUCCGAUAUCUAACUUUCAAAUAAGUAACCAUUUUCUAAUAUACUUUAUACAGCUAAAUGAUUAAUCGCCUUAUUAUCAUUAUAUUAGAAAUCAAUACAGUACGUAAAUAGUCAUAUACCGCGGUUUGAAAAUUAGUUAAGCUUGAACAAAGUGUUACAAGUAAAAUAUUAGAUAAAUUAAUCGUAUCGUAAGGAGUGUGUAUGCGACGUAGAGAUGUUAUGACAUAAUAAUGAUCUGUAAGCGGUUAAUUAACAUAGAGUAACGUUUUUCACCUUUGUACUUAGGGUAACAUUAGCGUAAGCUCUUCGAUUUAAAUCUUUAGUCAUAUACUAUCGUGUAUCGUAUGAGUAGCUUCAAACAAAAAUUUUCCAACGUGUGAAUUGAAACGUAGUUAGUAAUAAUUUGGAACUGAUUAAUAUAGUAUGAUGUCGACUGGCGUAAGAGUCUGAAUAAUGUAUUAAGAAGUAGUAGAAAAUUAUUGUUUGAAGUGCAAAAUUUAGUAGCGAACGACGGAGCCUGGCAGUCUUAGUUCGCGGGUUACUCGUGGAUUACAGUCUCACAGAAUAGUCGGUGUAGGAUCUGGUAGAAAGCCGUGUCGGAUCUUAGACUGUCAAACCUCCGUCGUGCUUUGACCCCCUAGCACCAACAUAUAAUCGCUCAUGAAGUUUAUAGAUUGUGUGACUCACCUCCUGGCGUUCGCGUAGUUAAAGUGAGAUCUUAGCACGCUAGUCAAAUUCCCAUAUGUCACGAAGAUUCUCUCUUGCUUAGAGUUAAUACCUGUAAAAUGAUGUUAUACAGUGCAUUAAGGGCUUAUGAUGCACCUUCCGAGUUUCAUUGAUAUCCUCAAUUGAAAUAAGCGGGCUACAUAAUACUCCCAAACUUGUAAUCGGCAGCGUAAUGUAGUAUUAAUAUUUAAUGGACGGAGCUGAUGCUAAAACUACAUGCUGUAAACUUAUGUGACGUUCAUGCAAAGCAAACGAUCGACUAUCAUUUUCUAAAUUGCGUAUUUCAGAGAUUUAAUUUGAGUGGGCACAUAUUAUUUUCUAGUUCUUGCAAAAUUGUUAACUGGCUUUAAAGUCUAGGUUCAGAGGAUGUGUUUUAGCAACAGUUCCUUAUUACUAAGGCCUCCUUAAUAUAUGAAAUCACUUCAGGUGCAUUCUGACUGACGCGAAUCACGCACUAAAGCCGAGUGUAUUCUGUGCUCAGAUACCACCGCGCUGUACAGUACAGAGUAUCAGGAACACUAAACUACUAUACUAUGGAUACUUAUAUUAUCGGUCUUCGGACCAUGUUUGCGUGAUGCUCCGUGCUGCGCUGAGUGAGUGCGUCGCCACCAUUCCAGUAUACACUCGGCUUAAACGGCACGCGCCAUAUUCGUUGUCAUGGCCACCUCAACGCCCGCGCUUCGCGUCGGUCGGCCCGCGCCGCUGUGAAUACAAUAUCUGUAGAAGCUAGACAGUAAUGCAGUUUAACGUAUAACGCGAAACUUAGAAUUCUCAUAAUAAAUACAAAACUUUCGGUUUCCAGUAAUUCGUAAUAAUGUUUAUUUUUUGUUCAGUGCCAUUAUAAAGUAUUGCGUUAUUUUUAAAAUAAUGUGUUGCAUUAAAUGCAUUUUUAUUAUUAACAUUUGGAAUGUUUUACAAGUCAAAAUUUCACAGUUUUAUUUUAUUGGGUACAACGAAUCUCAUAUUUUUGUAUGAAUUCAGUGACUUGACAAUGUUGAUCGACGCAUUGAAUAGGAUUUGCAAAGCAAACUCCGAACAUCUUGUGAUUGUUACCGAUUGGGGCACGCGAAGGGUGUCCCAGUCCGGCAACGGCGGAGCCCGGAGUCCGCGCCACGCCUCCACCAGGGGCUGAGGUGGACGCUGUCUCAAAGAUCUAAACUAUUGAAACGACAUUAUCUACAUCCUUUUGUUAUGUUUACCACCUCAGCCUCAAGAGCCGUGGACCGAGAUGAAGGGCCAAAGGCAGUUUGUAAAACUAACUCAGCUAAAAGCUGCUGAAAAGCAUUUUACUUAAUUUUAAAUUCAUUUUGUAUGAUUUGGUUGUUUUCUUUUUUAAAAAUAUAUUUUGUUGCUUUCUGGGUUUCUGUGAAAAUAUCGAAACUUGUCUGUUCAUUUUGUGAUGUAUUGCAAUAUUAAUGAUACUUCUAGACAUCUUGGAGCGUUUUCGGUAUUUUCACAGAAUCUCAGAAAAUUGAGUAAGUAAUUGUGAAAAUGUGAACUAUGUGAGGCCUGCUAGUUGCUAGCAGUAAAAUUGAAGUUUUGUGAUAGAAACAAUAAAAUUGAGAACUUAAUGAUAUUCGGAACGCGAAUAUAAUUUUUUUACGAAUUUUUGAAAUUUAAAAGUAUUCCGGGACGGUAACAGAAAAAUGGAUAGGAUAAAAUUGAAUCGGUGAGUUCAUAACGAUGGACGCCAAUUUGGAAACAUUGAUACAAUUACGAGAUUUUAGGGAAUUGUAUUGAGCCAUUUUUGUGCUAUUUUUGUAUGUUAUGUAGUCGCUUGUAUGUGUAGUGCAGGGCGGGCCCGCCGCCCCGCGGGCGGCGCUCGCUCGGCUGUCGUGUGUAUCUCAUAGUAGUAAUAUUUUUGUAUCUAUGCCUCGAGACAAUGCAACAUCACAUAUCGAAUUGGAGAUCGCUUCGCUACAUCUCAAUUUCGCAUGCGAUCGAAUCGACGUGGAUAUGUUGCAUUGUCUGGGGGUACUGCGUCUAGGCAAUGUGAC
Messenger RNA from Ostrinia nubilalis (European corn borer), 7239 nucleotides. RefSeq names its product protein wech (gene wech). Gene Ontology annotation, biological process: proteasome-mediated ubiquitin-dependent protein catabolic process; protein polyubiquitination; negative regulation of translation. The transcript has 3 exons. The record is from RefSeq and is a predicted model, not a curated record. Bases 447 to 2780 code for a protein of 777 amino acids. Gene Ontology annotation, molecular function: ubiquitin protein ligase activity; zinc ion binding; protein binding. Lineage: Eukaryota; Metazoa; Arthropoda; Insecta; Lepidoptera; Crambidae.